Messenger RNA from Homalodisca vitripennis (glassy-winged sharpshooter), 1254 nucleotides. RefSeq names its product sarcoplasmic reticulum histidine-rich calcium-binding protein-like. The annotation marks the transcript as partial. The transcript has 3 exons. The record is from RefSeq and is a predicted model, not a curated record. Lineage: Eukaryota; Metazoa; Arthropoda; Insecta; Hemiptera; Cicadellidae.
GACAGGGACAGCAGAGCACGAAAGACAGACAGGUCAGACAGGGACAGACAGACCAGACCAUACAGACAGACAGACAGGACCAGACAGACAGAAGGUACAGAAGGACAGACAGACAGAAGACGACAGGAACAGAACGACAGACAGUCAGACAGUACAGACAGAAGAACAGGACAGACCAGACCAGACAUUGACAGACAGACAGACAGACAGGACAGACAGACUGACAAAGAACAGAAGACAGACCAGACGAACAGACCGACAGACAGACAUGACAAGACAGACAGACAGACAGGACAGGACGAACAGGACCAGGACAGACAGACAGACAGACAAGACGAGGGACAGACCAGGAAUGGACAGACAGACAGACAGUACAGACAAGACAGACAGACUGGUCAGGACAGAACAGACAAGGAAAGAGACAGACAGACACAGACAGCACUGACGACAGACAGGAACAGCACAGACAGACAGACAGCCAGACAGACAGACAGACAGACAGCAGACAGACACGACAGACCAGACAGACAAGGACAGGACAGACAGACAGAUACAGACAGCCCCUACAUCACAGACAGACAGAAACACGAGACAGGCACAGACAGACAUGACAGGAAUGACGACCAGACAGACAGACAGUCAGACACGACACGAACAGGACAGACAGACAGGAACAGACAGUACAAAAAGAACACGACACGACCAGACAGACAAGCUGACAGACAGACAAACCAAAAUCCCGCCCCGCAACACCACCGCCCCCCCACCCACGCCACCUCGACCACCAGUCCCCCUCACGCGACCCACGAUACCCUCGGACCAGACCACCCCCACAGGCUAACCCAGACACAGACAUACAUAGACCACCAGCACACUAAACCGCCCACAUCUCACGAACACACACUAAAUCACCCCCGAGCCCCACUAUCCACCAUACCAUCUCCCCCCCACCAAGCCCGACACCCCCCCCCCACCGCCACACACCCUCCCCGACAGACACACAGAUCAGACAGACAGUACCAGCACAUGACAGACAGACAGACAUCCCGAAGCCACCACCGCCCACCCAGCCUACCCAGGAUAACACGACCACCACCCUCCACACCCCCUAACGACACUCAACCGCCACAACGCCACCCCAGACUGAUUUUCGUUGCCUCCGACCUAUUUCAAGCAUCCACUCCCCCAGCACCAAAGACAGACCCCAGCCCGCAUCCCCCCGCCCCCUCCACGCCCGCCCUCCCCCCUCGCUAG